Molecule: messenger RNA, 750 nt
Organism: Oncorhynchus kisutch (coho salmon)
Lineage: Eukaryota; Metazoa; Chordata; Actinopteri; Salmoniformes; Salmonidae
Product: dentin sialophosphoprotein-like
Exons: 1
Source: RefSeq, a predicted model, not a curated record
AGUAAUGAUGGUAGUAGUAGUAGUAGUAGUGAUGGUAGUGGUAGUAGUGAUGAUGGUAGUAGUAGUAGUAAUGAUGACAGUAGUAGUAGUAAUAGUAAUGAUGAUGGUGGUAGUAGUAGUGAUGAUGGUGGUAGUAGUAGUAAUGAUGAUGGUGGUAGUAGUAAUGAUGGUAGUAGUAGUAGUAGUAAUGGUGAUAGUAGUAGUAGUGAUGAUGGUAGUAGUAGUAGUAAUGAUGGUAGUAGUAGUAAUGAUGGUAGUAGUAGUAGUAGUAGUGAUGGUAGUGGUAGUAGUGAUGAUGGUAGUAGUAGUAGUAAUGAUGACAGUAGUAGUAGUAAUAGUAAUGAUGAUGGUGGUAGUAGUAGUGAUGAUGGUGGUAGUAGUAGUGAUGAUGGUGGUAGUAGUAGUAAUGAUGAUGGUGGUAGUAGUAAUGAUGGUAGUAGUAGUAGUAGUAAUGGUGAUAGUGGUAGUAGUGAUGAUGGUAGUAAUAGUAGUAAUGAUGGUAGUAGUAGUAGUAGUAAUGAUGGUAGUAGUAGUAAUGAUGGUAGUAGUAGUAGUAGUAGUAGUGAUGGUAGUGGUAGUAGUGAUGAUGGUAGUAGUAGUAGUAAUGAUGACAGUAGUAGUCGUAAUAGUAAUGAUGAUGGUGGUAGUAGUAGUGAUGAUGGUGGUAGUAGUAGUAAUGAUGAUGGUGGUAGUAGUAAUGAUGGUAGUAGUAGUAGUAGUAAUGGUGAUAGUAGUAGUAGUAAUGAUGGU